Hordeum vulgare subsp. vulgare (domesticated barley) is the source of this 1943-nucleotide messenger RNA. RefSeq names its product aspartic proteinase NANA, chloroplast-like. The record is from RefSeq and is a predicted model, not a curated record. Bases 199 to 1800 code for a protein of 533 amino acids. The transcript has a single exon. NCBI's taxonomy places the organism in Eukaryota, Viridiplantae, Streptophyta, Magnoliopsida, Poales, Poaceae.
AUGUAGAGCUAGGUAACAAUGGCGUGGGCGUGCCGACCUCACAUGCAUCUUGAAAACUCUAAUAUUGACAGGACAAGCAAGCAAGCGGUAGGGGCCGGGACAAGAAUGGCGGGCAUGCAGCAUGUCGUGGAUCAAUAGCUUGCUUGAUUAUUACGUACUAACUGAUCGAGUAGUAGCAACAUAAUUUUACAAAGAUCAAUGACCAAGAUGCACGGCCAUUACGCCGCCGUGGUGGUGUUGUUGCUCCUCCUCCCCGGCUGCCUCGACGCCUACCCGGAUGAGGUAGUCAUCGUCGACGUGGGGGCGCUGGAGGAGGGCAUCAGCUGCCACUUCCCCGUGACGGCGCCGGUGGUGCCGGAGUCCCUGGAGGCGCGGCGCCAGCACUACCGCGCCAUUCAGGCCAAGGACCUGGCCCGGCACCGGCAGCUGGCGGCUGGCACCAGGAGGAGGCAGUUGGCGGCGUCGGACAUACCGGAGCUGUUGGCGGCCACGAGCGGGAGCGGGAGCGGGACGUCGUCGCUGUCCACGUUCGAGCUGCCCAUGCAGAGCGCUCUGGACUCGUUGAGCGUGGGCAUGUACCUGGUGACGGUGCAGUUCGGCACGCCGGCGGUGGCCUACAGCAUGGCACUGGACACCGCCAACGGCCUGACGUGGCUCAACUGCCGGCUCCGCGGCCACCGGCGGCACAGGGACAGGGGCAAGGGCAAGGGCAAGGGCAAGACAAUGUCCUUGGGGGACACCCUGGAGGAGCCACCGUUGGUGAACAAGACGUGGUACCGUCCGGCGCGGUCGUCGUCGUGGCGGCGGUACCGGUGCUCGCAGCGGGACACCUGCGGGAAUUUCCCGUACGUGGCGUGCAAGACGCCCGACCACAACGAGUCGUGCAGCUACAAGCAGAUGCUGCAGGACGGCACGGUGACCCGCGGCAUCUUCGGGCGCGAGACGGCGACGGUGUCGGUGUCGGGCGGGCGGCAGGCGCGGCUGCCGGGGCUGGUGCUGGGGUGCUCGACGUACGAGGCCGGCGGGACAGUGGACGCGCACGACGGCGUGCUGACGCUGGGCAACCAGCACGUGUCCUUCGGCAACAUCGCCGGGCAGAGCUUCCAGGGCCUCUUCUCCUUCUGCCUGCUGGCCACGCACAGCGGCCGGGACGCGUCCAGCUACCUCACCUUCGGUCCCAACCCGGCCAUCGAGGCCGGGGGCGUGGCCGGCGAGACGGACAUCAUCUACGUCACCAACAUGCCGACCAUGGGCGUGCAAGUCACGGGCGUGCUGGUCAAUGGCCAGCGCCUAGACAACAUCCCGCCGGAGGUGUGGAACUACCGGGUUCACGGCGGGCUGAACCUGGACACGGGCACCUCCGUGUCGUCGCUGGUGGAGCCGGCGUACGGCAUAGUGACGCGGGCGCUGGCCAGGCACCUGGACCCAAAGCUGGAGAAGGUGUCGGACGUGAUUGAGUUCGAGCACUGCUACAAGUGGGACGGCGUGAAACCGGCGCCCGAAACAAUCGUGCCAAAGCUGGAGCUGGUGUUGCAGGGCGGCGCGAGGAUGGAGCCGAGCCUCACCGGCGUGCUCAUGCCGGAGGUGGUUCCCGGCGUGGCGUGCCUCGGCUUCUGGCGCCGGGAGUUGGGCCCGUCCGUGCUCGGCAACGUGCACAUGCAAGAGCACAUCUGGGAGUUCGAUAGCGUCAAGGGCAAGCUCAGGUUUAAGAAGGACAAGUGCACCACACACGUCCCUCCUGCUAAUCCUUCUUCUUCCAACCAUAUUCCCAAUCCCAAUCCCAAUCCCACCAAAAACUAAUCAAAAUCAAUCUUUCUUCUAUGUAUGUAUGUAUGUAUCAUGUAUCAUGUAUGUAUGUAUGUGUAUCAUAUACCAGUCAAUCUUUUAUCUCUAUGUAUGUAUGUAUGUACCUAUCCUAUGUAAUCCCAAAACCAAAUCUUUUC